Messenger RNA from Penicillium longicatenatum, 1200 nucleotides. RefSeq lists its product as uncharacterized. NCBI's taxonomy places the organism in Eukaryota, Fungi, Ascomycota, Eurotiomycetes, Eurotiales, Aspergillaceae. Bases 1 to 1200 code for a protein of 399 amino acids. The transcript has 3 exons. The record is from RefSeq and is a predicted model, not a curated record.
AUGGCGAAAAAGAUGUUUCAGCUUGCCAGUGUUCGUGCUGAACCCUCCUAUCGUUUACCCAACUCUCCUUUCUCUCCUCGCCGCCGUGAUUCUGGCUCUCGGAUCCCUCGACCUAAACCGACUGUGGCUGUUCGUCUGGAUGAAUCUGCUCUGGAUGCUCUAGAGAAUUCUGAUAUCUCGGAUAUCAGUGAUACCUCAAUUCUGGAAUUACCGAACAGUGAUGAGCGUCCUCUAUUUAUUACUGCAAUCCCUAUGCAUGCUCGACGAGAUAGAAAGACGAAACGGCUCCCUCUUGACAAUCAAGCCUCUGUACAAGCCGCAAGUGUCAGGCUUGUUAAUAUCAGCCGAGGUAAUUCACAGGCCAGCACUGUAGAUUCCACCAGAAACACUUCCCACGGCAGUCAUACAUCACCCACAGAACUUUCGACCAUCAGCGAAAAAUCAAAAUGCAGCACAACAACAAGCUCAGACUACCAUAGCUUCAUACAGACUGAUGGGCCUCUUCUUCGCUUAUCCUUGAGUGCCGACAGGAUUAUUAUGGGUGAUGAAUCUCGUUCCAUGUCUCUUCCAAACAUUACUGAUGAACGCCGAUCACGAGGCAUCUUCCGUCCACAAAUAAUCCAGCAUAUCGACUCGUUGAAUGACACCCCGAGCGAUAUCACCAGCAAGCCUAGCGAGGGAAAAAUGGAACCACAACAUGGCCCUUACCACAAUCCGUUCUUUCCAGAAGGAACAGUUGACGCAUCACCCAAUCCAUCUAUGGAAUGUCUCAAUGGCGAUCCCAUCAAGCAUGGUUCAAUCUCAAAAAAGAUCAAUGAUAGGACUGAAUGCGGGACUGCAUACUCGAUCCCGGCUUUCCCCCCACGCACUUCAUCCUUAAAUGCUUUGUCAAGUUUGAACAGCAGCCCCGAGAAGAAGGAAGCCUGGAGCAAGAUCUCUACCGUCAAUUCGGGUGGUAAGGUUGAGGCUAGUGACAAUGAGCUCAUUGGCCUUUACGGUCUUCUUGCCGACUUUGACAGCCGAGAUCUUCGCAUCGGAGAAGCGGCCUCCCUCGUUGCACAAAUGCGCGCAGAAGCAUCACUGCGUCGGUACGCGAUGAUGCAACAAGUUCACCAGAUUUCCCAGGACCAUGAUGCUUUUUCUGCUGCCGAACUCCCAAGUGAUCGGAUUGUCGAGGAUUGGGCGCACACAAGCCGAUAG